This is a messenger RNA of Tachyglossus aculeatus (Australian echidna), 6834 nucleotides long. It is a transcript of the gene AP1G1, whose product is annotated as adaptor related protein complex 1 subunit gamma 1. Gene Ontology annotation, cellular component: membrane coat; AP-1 adaptor complex; Golgi apparatus. The coding region runs from base 81 to 2651 and encodes 856 amino acids. Gene Ontology annotation, biological process: intracellular protein transport; receptor-mediated endocytosis; Golgi to vacuole transport. Gene Ontology annotation, molecular function: clathrin-cargo adaptor activity. Lineage: Eukaryota; Metazoa; Chordata; Mammalia; Monotremata; Tachyglossidae. The transcript is spliced from 25 exons. The record is from RefSeq and is a predicted model, not a curated record.
CGGGCGGCGCGCGCCCCCCUCCUGCGCGGAUCCCUCCGCCUGCAGUAGCGGUGGUGAGGCCGAGGGAGCCGCCAUUUUGGAUGUUCGGUUCCUGCAGCCGCCGCCGCCGCCCCCGGUUUCAGUCGAGGUUUCGGGCCGGGAGGAUGAAGCGGCAGCUGCUGGUGGUAGAGAGGAUGCCAGCCCCCAUUAGACUACGGGAGCUGAUCCGGACCAUCCGGACAGCCCGAACCCAGGCAGAAGAACGAGAAAUGAUCCAAAAAGAAUGUGCUGCUAUCCGGUCUUCCUUCAGAGAAGAAGAUAACACCUACCGCUGUCGGAACGUUGCAAAAUUACUCUACAUGCACAUGCUGGGCUACCCUGCACACUUCGGACAGUUGGAGUGUCUCAAGCUUAUUGCUUCUCAAAAAUUCACAGAUAAACGCAUUGGAUAUCUAGGAGCUAUGCUACUGUUGGAUGAAAGACAGGAUGUCCAUCUUCUUAUGACUAACUGCAUCAAGAAUGACCUUAAUCACAGCACACAGUAUGUGCAGGGGCUUGCACUCUGCACCCUUGGCUGCAUGGGCUCCUCAGAAAUGUGCAGAGAUCUUGCGGGAGAAGUAGAGAAACUCCUCAAAACCUCAAACUCAUACUUAAGGAAAAAGGCAGCACUAUGUGCUGUGCAUGUCAUCAGAAAAGUUCCUGAACUCAUGGAAAUGUUCUUGCCAGCUACCAAAAAUUUACUGAAUGAGAAAAAUCACGGUGUUCUUCACACAUCUGUUGUUCUCCUCACAGAGAUGUGUGAGAGAAGCCCAGACAUGCUGGCACAUUUCAGAAAGAAUGAAAAGCUUGUACCACAGUUAGUUCGUAUUCUAAAGAAUCUCAUCAUGUCUGGAUAUUCACCAGAGCAUGACGUGUCUGGGAUCAGUGACCCCUUCUUGCAGGUGCGAAUUCUACGGUUAUUAAGAAUUCUAGGACGAAACGAUGACGACUCCAGUGAAGCAAUGAAUGAUAUAUUGGCACAGGUUGCCACUAAUACAGAAACAAGUAAAAAUGUAGGAAAUGCUAUUCUCUAUGAAACUGUCUUGACUAUUAUGGAUAUCAAGUCAGAAAGCGGAUUACGAGUCUUAGCCAUUAACAUCCUGGGCCGUUUCUUAUUAAAUAAUGACAAAAAUAUUAGAUAUGUAGCUCUGACAUCUUUAUUGAAGACGGUUCAGACAGAUCAUAAUGCAGUACAGAGGCAUCGAAGCACCAUUGUGGACUGCCUGAAGGAUCUGGAUGUCUCAAUUAAACGGCGUGCAAUGGAACUUAGUUUUGCCCUGGUCAAUGGGAAUAAUAUUCGUGGCAUGAUGAAGGAACUACUGUACUUUUUGGAUUCUUGUGAGCCAGAAUUUAAGGCAGACUGUGCAUCUGGAAUCUUCCUUGCUGCUGAAAAGUAUGCACCUUCUAAAAGAUGGCAUAUAGACACAAUUAUGCGUGUCCUAACAACGGCAGGGAGUUAUGUCCGAGAUGAUGCUGUCCCCAACUUGAUUCAGCUGAUAACUAAUAGUGUGGAGAUGCAUGCCUAUACUGUCCAGCGCCUUUACAAAGCCAUUCUUGGUGAUUAUUCCCAACAACCCUUGGUGCAAGUGGCGGCCUGGUGUAUAGGAGAGUAUGGAGACCUUCUGGUAUCUGGUCAGUGUGAAGAGGAGGAGCCCAUUCAGGUUACAGAGGAUGAAGUAUUGGAUAUUUUGGAAAGUGUUCUAAUCUCUAACAUGUCCGCAUCUGUUACACGAGGCUAUGCCCUUACUGCCGCCAUGAAGCUCUCUACACGGUUCACCUGUACUGUCAACCGAAUUAAGAAAGUGGUGUCCAUCUAUGGAAGCAGCAUUGAUGUGGAACUUCAACAAAGGGCAGUGGAGUACAAUGCACUUUUCAAGAAGUAUGAUCAUAUGCGGUCAGCCCUGCUUGAGAGAAUGCCCAUCAUGGAAAAGACAACCACAAACGGUCCCACGGAGAUUGUACAGACAAAUGGAGAAACUGAGCCAGCCGUACUAGAGACCAAACCACCUCCUACAGGGCCUCAGCCUGCUAGUCAGGCUAAUGACUUAUUGGAUUUAUUGGGAGGAAAUGAUAUAACACCCGUCAUUCCAACUGCCCCUACAAAUAAACCAGCCUCUGCCGGUGGGGAGCUUCUUGACCUGCUAGGAGACCUCAACCUCACAGGUGCUCCAGCCUCCGCUCCUGCCCCUGCUCCAGCUCCACAAAUAUCGCAGCCUCCUUUCCUGUUAGAUGGGCUCUCAUCACAACCCCUCUUCAAUGAUAUUGCUACAGGCAUCCCCUCCAUCACAGCAUAUAGUAAAAAUGGCCUGAAGAUAGAAUUCACCUUUGAGAGGUCCAACACUAACCCCAGUGUCACAGUGAUAACGAUACAAGCCUCCAACAGCACAGAACUGGACAUGACGGACUUCGUUUUCCAGGCUGCAGUACCAAAGACAUUCCAGCUGCAACUCCUGUCUCCUAGUAGCAGCAUCGUUCCAGCGUUUAACACAGGGACUAUAACACAGGUCAUUAAAGUUCUGAAUCCACAGAAGCAACAACUACGUAUGCGAAUCAAGCUCACAUAUAAUCACAAGGGCUCAGCAAUGCAGGAUCUAGCAGAGGUGAACAACUUCCCCCCUCAGUCCUGGCAAUGAGGCUCUGGCACCAUUCUUAUCCUCACCCCACCCAAUCAAAAGAACUCUGGGAAGGAGGUUGUGAUCCCUGGCAAAUCCCCCAAAACUGCACCAUGGGCAUGAGGAGCAGAAGAGAACUGUUGAGGAGGAAUUUCCUAAAGUUAUUGCUGACCUUGAAGCAUAUCUUGUUAAAGACUAAUCUCCUCCCCUCCACUGAUGAGGCUGGCUGCUUCUGGAGGCAACUGUGCACUCUUACUCUUCUCCUCCUCCCCGUAUCCCAUCCUUUCCCCCCACAUUCACAGCCAGAAACAACAUUCCCCUUGCCCUCAAGGAUAUAUGCAGCUUGUUUGGAGGAGAGGACUGGAGUUCGUGCAAGAAAACAGUCACCUUGUCUCUGCAGCAAGUGGUUGCCCCCCCUUCUUUCUGCUGUUGUUUCUUGGAGUGGGUGAGGGGUGGUAUGGAUGCCUCACUAGCUGGGUUACCAUCUUAGGCCAUUUCUUACUCCUGGGAUUCAGGAUGGAAACCUAUCAAAUGGACAUUAGGGAGCCUUGCCUUUUUCUUUGGUUCCCCCCAAUGUUUGAAAGAGGCGUUAGGCUCCUGAUAACCUUUUCUGUGCAUCGCUGUAUAAAAACACACACACAAACACACACACACACACACGUAUGUUCGUUAGCUGUAUGAUAACCAAGAGCAGGACAGGCUUUGAGAGGUUGUUUGUACCCCCUGAACAGAUGGUUAAAAAGGUGUUUCGAUACGAUCUGGUGUGAAGGGUAGGGUGCCGUAUUUGGGGUAGAAAAUCCCAGCGCUCUUCUAGCCCCUCUUGCUCACUCCUCCUAGGCAGUGGUCGUGUACGUGCGCCUCGGUUUUCCGAAUCUCUUUCCCCGAAAAGUGCAAGGUGGACAGUUGAUAAACCGACGCUGGGCAGUCGUCGAACUCCUGCCCCCACAAAUACUAAAAUUCCCCAUGGGCGGUUACUUGGCUGUUCGACUGUGGAAAGUUGGUAGACCAGAUCAGUUGCAGCUGGUGAAAGCAAUCAGACUCAUAAAGAAAAAGUCCCUCUUCCCAAAUGAAGCCCGAAAACCAGACUCAUCCCAGAACACAGUGGAGAGUCUCUUCCCCGUUACUCGAAUCCUCCCUUUUAUUCCCUGAGCCUGGCUUGGACCUCGGCAUUCCGUUUUUGAAUUCCUUCUUCUAACUGGAACAUUUGUGUUGUAUCUGUAACACUGGCACUGAAAUAAAGACCGUACGGUUAAAGAAAUCUUUCCUAUAUUGUACUUAAUGGUGUUGGAAUGCAGCCCUGCGGCUUCCUUGCCUCUGGUGUCAGUGAAAGUCACGUAGAUGCUGUAGAGUAGGACCCUUCCCCUUCCCCGACCCCCCCAGAUCUGGCCACUUAGUUCUCCUCUUUAAAUCACGGUCACUCUCGUGAGCACGUGGGGCCAAAAACCUGAGCUCUGACACCCUGUUGAACGGUUAGAUGUGCCGAAUGCCUUCAGAAAAGAGCCGUGCGUUAACUAAACCAUACACCUUAGAGUCGAAUUGAUUGGGAAAACAAAGUGGCUGAGGUUCCCAUGCUACACAGCAAGUAGACUUUGUACAUUGAAAUAUAUCAGGGCUACAUGCUAGUUAUGUCCUUACGAAUUCUAGAAGAGGUAAAAAUGGAGCCCACCUUACUCUUCUUCAUCCUUGCAUUCGAAUAUGUUUUUUGCUUGCUAUGUUCUUGCACAUUCUAGAAGUUGGUAAAAGCGGGGCCCACCGUCCUCUUUCAUCCUUGCAGGCACAGCUGUAUUGGAUACAUCUCACAGAUCACGGCAUUGUCUUAAAACGCAUCCCAAAUCACAUUUUUCUCUGUUCCACAAAGCCUUUACCGACGACUCCUCUGUCCUGUCAAAUCUAGCUCUGUAUCAGAGGCUGGAAUAUCCUUAACUUGGCUGACACUGGAGUCGGGCUGAAGGCUGGAAGUGAACAUUCUGGUCUUAACUGGCAUGUAAGAGUAAGGUCUGCUAGAGCUCAUUCGCUGGUUUAAAAUUGAGCAAUAUGUCCUUGCACACAGACUUUAGUAAAGUUAAUGUGAACAAGUGACUGUUUGGAGAGCUGCCCUACCUCUGAGAUUUUCAAUAUAUGCUUCCUGAAGGUUUAUUUACAGGCUGACUUUUUCUGAAUGGAUACUAAAAUGCUGUGAAAAUCGGGGAUUUUUAGUAAACGUGCGUCCGUAGACUGGGAUUUUGUUUUAAUGCUCAUUUGUGGUAGAGGCUCCUUUGGCUGUCCGGUGUUUUUCAGAUGAUCAGCUCUCAGGCCUGCUUAGCCAGAGACGACGGAAUUAGGUUCAAAAGGAAUUGAUUGGAGAGACUAAAGGAUUGGACAUAGUAUAUAAGGACAGGACAUUUCUUUGGCGUCUCAAAACUUGGAGGGAGAGCAGUGGGAUCUGUCUAUCGUCUCUGAAUCUACACGGAAUGAAAUAUCAUGGCCUUAAUACCACGGGUGCUGUUUAAGCUGUGGGCACGGCCUGGGAGACUCAUGGUUGAGGAAGUCCAUUUCCCAUGUUCAGAUAAUGGAAUGCUUCAGCGUGCCUUAGUUUCCAGGACCCGCGUUAGCUCUCCCCUUCUCUCCCACAGGCCUUGCGGCUAAAGGAGAAUGUACUCGGUUGCUGUGAAUAUUGCAGAGUUCGGUGGUUCCUUUAAUUGGAAUACUCACUGGAUGAGCAAAAGGAGGCAGCGCUAAAGCAGCAUGGGCCAUUGUAGGGAACUAGCCACCCCCAAACCUAUUUAAUACCUCAGGUUUGGGAGCCGGACAUGCGCGCACACAUAAUUCCUUGGACAAUUUCUCACGCGCUUUUACCUCAUUCUCGUCUCCCCUCCGGAGUAGCCUGUAUCUUUUCAAGUAGUGGUCUCAAGGGAGUCCCGAUUCAUCAAAGUCAGCGCGUCUGAAACUGUGUGAGCACGUGAAGUGCUCUCUUCGGAAAGACUUCUGCCACGGGGCUCCGAUGCUGGUUUAUUGACGGGAUUGGGACGGUGGUAGGGAGUGGGCUGUGUCAACCAAAAGGCACAGUGUUGGAAAACCUCUAACCCGAGGUCUCAUCCGGAGGACCGUAGCUCUGUGUGAAUCGGGAGGACUCUCUCUUUCCCUUGGUUGAUGUAGGGUACAGUUUUACCCCCUUUGCCCAUUUCAUCCACGCCUGAAAGCGGAAUUAUAAAUCCUUCCGUCCGUGCCAUCUGAAUAAGGAAUGAUCGAUAGCUAUCUGAUGACACACUUCCCAUUUUUAUACCCUCCUAGAGGUGGGGGAGUGGGGCCCAAGGGGAUACCGUCUUUGCGGUUAAGCUUCUUCCUUACAUUCUGAUUCAAGAGUGUCUGGGCCGUGAGAACUGUUGGGGCAAGGGGAGAGAUUGAAUGUCUUAUAUUUUUUCUAGUGAAUGUAUUUUAACUUAAGUGUCUUGAACCAAGAAAGCAGGAGGAGGACGGUAAAAGGAAACACAAAAGUUGUGUGUGUGUGUGUCUGUGUGUGUGAGUGAAUUGACGAAAAGGAGAGAGCCUGGAAAGUCCUGAACUUUAGUCUUCUUUGCCCAACCUGGGGAGGCAGGGGUGGGUGGUGAGGGGCCGCACAUGGAACUGGAUGUGAACAAUUCUUUUCAAGCAAUAGCAGCAAAUGGGUCCCGACUACCCAGGCCCUCGAACAUUUAACACAGAAGAAAAUGCUGAAGCAGCUCGGGCAAGCACUUCAUUCCCUCCCGUGGGGCUGGUUCUGGCUGAAAGGUGGAGCAGUGGGAAUGAUUUUUUUGGAGAACCUGCUGUUGCGCUUUCUGUGUGUUUUGUGUUUAUUUUCUAUUUAGGGGCUGCGAGGGAAAGAACCAACGAACUCUUUCCUUUUGUAAACUCUCACUUGGUUCCUGUAAAGUUCCCUUUCCUUUCAUGAUAUUGUACGUUACAUUUUACAUCGAGCCCCCCCCCCCCCCCGACUCCUUUCCUUUACUGUAAAAUAUAUUAAAAAGGCUGAUUCCAAGUGGGGCGGCUGAUGAAGUUCUAAUUAUUGCAGACAUAUUUUUGAGAUGUAAAAAAAUGGAAAAUUAAAUAAGUCUUAGAGGUGAGUGAGGAGCAUAACGGAUGUAAACAUUUAAAUGGGAUGCAUUAGAAUUCUGCUGUGUGUAUUGUCUUUCGGUUGAAACAAAUUAUGAACAGUGACUAAUAAAAGUCAAUACUCGAUGAUUUAAAA